This is a messenger RNA of Pseudo-nitzschia multistriata, 3199 nucleotides long. The record is from the annotation of a GenBank genome assembly. Lineage: Eukaryota; Bacillariophyta; Bacillariophyceae; Bacillariales; Bacillariaceae.
CAUGCAGAGCGAAAAGAUCAUCAAAAAAGUUCCUAUCGACCAUGUAAUGAUAACAACAAGGCCCGAUUCAAUGACACUCGAAUAGCACAUCCAACCAGAAACUCCCAAAAUGAGCGGGAAAGUUAUAAACAAAUUGACUGUCCAGUAUGGACCACAAACCCAUAGCAGUUUUGGUCGUUUCUUGCGACGGGUCGUCAUUUCGCCGCUUUCAGGAUCCACGAAUUGUUCUUCGACGGUUUCAGUGGUUUGCGCUAAAACAGCCAUGUUUCCAACCCUGCCCGCUCCCAAACACCCACAGACAAUAGAAGAAACAAAAUAUUGCUCGUCGACGACGUGCGCGGAAUCUUCGCCAUUUUUCCUGGAGUUCAAACACCACCACGAAGGAUGAUCAUCUUCCCACGUAACAUUGACACAGCCAACAGCAAAAUCGGAAUCUUCCCAGUGUUUUAUCUUGAGUUCCCGUGCAGCAUCGAUUGGACUGUCACUAGAAAAUGUUGGACCAUCCCCAUUAUCGUUCGCGUUGUCGUUUUCAUCCGUCACUGCUGCUUGUACAUCCGGCCCGCUCGUUUCGUUUGGUUCCCCAAUAUCGAUCAGAGCAGUCUCUCCCUUUAAAAUUGGAUCGUUCUCCUUUAUUGUCAUAUUAAUAGCUUGACUCAGGGGAUCUAUUCGAUAAGAACCAUCGAGUCAACAAAUAGUAGUAAUUCAGUAGUAGAAGUAACAAAUAAUUAUGUAGACUUCGCUUCUGAAACAAUGUGUUCAACGUGCGAAGAUGGUAAAAAUUAAAUUGAUGAUUUCAGCUGUCAAAAAACUGAUACCGUUUUCGCCGUAGUACGAAUACGUACCGUACAAGCUGACCAUGCGGCGUCAACAAAAACAGAAGCCCGUCGUUGUACGGUACGUCCUACAGUCCGCAGGGGUCUAAAUUUAUCUCCCCUGGUCCUACGUACUACCGUUAGGUACUUUACUUUGUACCGUACACGAGUUUCGUGCGAAUUCAGAUUCAGUCCUCCUCAAAGGAAAUAAUACGUACGUACCAUAUUUACGAAUGAUACGACGCUUGCAGAUAUGAUCUACAGUAAUUGUACAGGGUUAUGCAAAGUGUACCAGUAUUAUGGAAAAAUUAGAGUAGUGCAAAGUGUACCAGUAUUUUGGAACGGAGGUAGUAUUAUUUAGUCCUAAUUUCUACAGUAGAAGACAAGACUACGACGCACUCGUACCCAGGCAAGGGGUUCGAACGUACGUACGUACGUACUAUCGUACUAUUCUUUUCAAAUCAUUUUGAACGAUACUCCGUACGCUAGUACGAACUACUACUCCAUUCCAAACAUACGAUAGUAAAUUCCAGUAAGAUUCUGUGAAACGACAUGGAUACUGACCAACAGGCAGUCUCAAGUCAUUGUCGUUGUCUUCCUUGCAUGCUUGGUAAUUGCUGUUAAAGAUCGGAGAAGAUACUACAUCACCUUGCAGAUAUUUCCCUAACUUCUUAUUUAUUACCAUGUCGCAACGUCGCGGAGGAAGCACCAAGGAAACCGUAGCUGUGCAGAACGAGGAGAUAGUUCCCUUUUCUCAGGCACUUGAUGGUCCAGCAUCUGGUGGCAAUGAGGUGAUGGAUCGUGAAUCGAUAGAACCUUCACAGAAUGCACAUCCUUCAAACCUUACAUCAUCAAACAAAGCAGUUGCAUCAUCUGUUUCUCUGGAUGUGAUGUACAGUGCAGAAAGCCAACAAAUUCGAACCAAGGCCUGGCAAGAGUCUUAUUUCGCUCGUGGAAAUGUGCACAGUACGUGGGAAGCCGAGUAUAUCGAACUCAAAGAAAACGGUUGGUACGGUGAAUGCUCAAAGAUGAUGGACGGACACAACAGCAAUAGUGUGCCUUGUGGAUGCUGCUCGGCUAUAGUCUGUCCGAUGCUAGGCGCCAGUAGAGUAGGAAACAUGGCAGUCCUGAAACAGUCGAACGAAUGGGUCACCGAAGAAGUUCCGGACUUAGAAAACGGAGGAACCAAAAUCGAACGUUCCACCCGGCCUAGAUUGGAUUUUGUCGUCGGACCCGUGAGUCAAAAACCUCUGCAUGAUGGAACGCAACAACAGCGACCCGAACGAUUCUGGACGGAUUCUGAAAACGAAAUUAUUUUUCAUGUCUUUGAAAAAAGGAUACUGUAAUCUCAUGCUUUUCUUUAUAUGUCCAUCUCUUUAUUGUCAGUACUGGCCUAUGCUUUGUAUGAUAACGUAUCCAUUGAUUUUGGGAGUCUCGGGUGUUACGCUAGUGACUGUCAUUCCGAAGGUGAAUGUCCUGGUCGGUAUUGCCUGGGCUAUUUGUACGGGUGGACUCAUCUUUGCGCUCGCCAUGACAUCCUUUCGCGACCCUGGGAUCCUGCCCCGCCAUAGAAAUCCUCCUGCAAACCAAGAAGAGAUGGGUUGGAGAUGGAACGAUCGCGCCCUCAGCUAUCGACCGAGAGGGUCUUGGUAUGACCAAGGUAAUUAUUCUCUAUGAGGUGAUCGUCUGUUGCUUUUUGAGAUGGGGCUCAUUUUGAGUUUUUGGCGCAAGUACAUUGGUUUCUGAAAGCUUUUUCUUGUCAAUUUUUCUUACACAGACACAGCAGUAAUUGUAGAAGGGUUUGACCACACGUGAGUACUUCUUCUGUUUUCUUGAAAUUCGUUGCUUGUUCUAGCGCAACGAUGUUGGUGUUGUGGAAGUCUAUACCUUUGUUUCUUGCUGUCACUAAUAUUUCAUACGUCGUUGACCUAAAAGGUGUCCAUGGACGGGCACCGCGAUAGGAAAAAAAAACAUGUGUGCCUUCCAGUUCUUUGUCACUCUAGUUUUUGUGUGCUUAAUAUUUGACAUCAUCUUGCUGACUGGAAGUGUUUGAACUAGCGAUCAACAUUUGGUGCGAAGAAUCAUUUUUGACGCGACUAUUGCACUGCAACCACACAGAAGUCUGCAAAAUAUCACAAUCUAAGUGCAAUUCUAAAAAUAUAGGACGAGUCAUGAAGAAUAGAUGAUUCAACCACCAAAUUUUGUCUUUUUUUGUUUCGCUAUCAAAAGGAAAUUGUAACCAAAAAGUCAAAAAUGAGCAUUCAUGCAUUCACUCACACCGAUUUGCAAAGGAAUUAGAGGAUCAAAUUACUAAAUACUGCAAUCGUCAAGUAGCUCAAUUUUCGCUUGUAUUCACGCGCACUGGAUAACAAAAAGAAUACUGAAAU